Geodia barretti is the source of this 375-nucleotide messenger RNA. Lineage: Eukaryota; Metazoa; Porifera; Demospongiae; Tetractinellida; Geodiidae. The record is from the annotation of a GenBank genome assembly.
AUGGCUGAAGAAGAGUUUAAGUACAAGACUCCAGAAGAAAUUGCUGCUCUGCCCGUGUUUCCCGAGCCUGAACAAACGGAUGGUGGUAGUUUCCUUGGGGAUGGUCAGGGCUACGUUUAUUUUAUAACCGAAAGUGGAAACACCAAUUAUUUCAAGGUCGGCAAGACCGUGGAUCCGAACACUCGCCGUAUGAAUCUUCAGACGGGGAGUCCUCGGAGGUUGGAUAUGAGCCCAGUGUGUGUGUCUAGCAUGGCAAGUGCCGAGGCACGUGUACUGCAGGUCAUGAGAGAGAAUUACCAAUCAACAGAUGGUGGGACCGAGUGGUUCUACGGAAAUGUGGCACAGGCGAAGAGGCUUUUCAUGAGCACUGUGUGA